Messenger RNA from Aspergillus wentii DTO 134E9, 2318 nucleotides. RefSeq names its product putative YT521-B-like splicing factor. The coding region runs from base 444 to 2318 and encodes 624 amino acids. Gene Ontology annotation, biological process: regulation of alternative mRNA splicing, via spliceosome; mRNA splicing, via spliceosome. Gene Ontology annotation, cellular component: nucleoplasm. The record is from RefSeq and is a predicted model, not a curated record. Lineage: Eukaryota; Fungi; Ascomycota; Eurotiomycetes; Eurotiales; Aspergillaceae. Gene Ontology annotation, molecular function: N6-methyladenosine-containing RNA reader activity; mRNA binding. The transcript has 5 exons.
CGAGUGUACGUCCACGCCCAUUCCAGCCUGUCAGCUGCAGAGUGAGUGAACCUAACCCUCUUGGGCUGGGCGUCAAUGGUCAGAUUAGCCCGUCUUUUGUGGCUCUGGCUCUGCAACGCUUUUGACUAUUCCACUCUGCUUCAACCUCGCACUCCUUCCCCCAGUCAUGACUGGCAUUCUUGCUGGUCUCCUUUUCUUUGGAAAUUGACCUUUUAAAUCAUUGAUCUCGUCAUAUGGGUUUUUAUUUGGCUUACAGCUUGGUUUUUUCCUUGGUCUCGGUUCUAACCCUGCGAUUUUGUUAGUUGCAUUUUCACACUUGCUAGUGUGUGCGUGUACGUGUGGCCUUAGCAAAAGACGUAGAAUUUCGGCUGCAAAUUGUAGGGCUUGGAAGAAGGUAUGUACCGUUCUGGCCAUUCAUUCUAACACCGAAAACUGCCACUAGAAUGUCUACUGACAGCGGCCCCAUGGACGAUGUGUCUUCGGGUCAGCCCAGAUCGAGACGGGGAGCAUCAGAAGAAAUAAAUCUUUCUUCCAAACAACCGCAGGGAUCUGCUAAGCCCCAACAGUCAUCUGGCCCCAAACCCGCUCCCCAGUCCUCCAAAUCUGACGAUGCCUUUGACCACUAUUCAAAAUCGCACACCUUUGUGGCCCAAGGCAGCCAUGGUCAGGCGCCAUCGGUAAUGAGUAUGACCAACAUGACAUCUUCUUUGCCAAGUUAUCAAUCACAAACUCAUCUCGACCAUCAUCCGAUUCAACAUCAUUUUUAUCCCGGUGCUCAAACCCAUGGCAUUAUGUACCCCAUACAUCCCAUGCCCCCCUACCACGGGGCGCCGCCAGGGGGAACAGCCUACAGUGCCUCCUUUUCCCAGGUUUAUCCGCCUUAUAUGCACCAUCCUCAGCAUACACCUACUGUGCACCAUGGUGCCUCGGUCUAUCACUCAUUCAUGCCAAAUCCAUCGGCUCAUCAUGGCGCCAUUGUUCCCAACCAAACUACAGCAUACAGCCAGACUUAUUAUAGUCAGCAUACAUACCCAGCAGCCUUGGGGCAUGGCCAGACAGCUAUCAAUAUGCAUUUUUACUCACAGCCCGGUCCUCGAAAUCCCAAGACGCAACCUCCCCCGGCCACCGCUUCGGCUCAUACACGAAAGGGUGGAGGGAAAAGUGUCCCAAGUUUGGUUUAUGACGUAUCAAAGACGAUUGUUGAUGGCUCAAUCCCAAUGAAACCUGCACCAGCCCAUUCCCCAACACUAGCUACGCCAAGAGGACCUCCUAGAAAACCGAAACAAUCUGGUCACGCCUUGUGGGUAGGCAAUCUUCCUCCCGGGGCAAAUGUUGUUGACCUCAAGGACCACUUUUCCCGUGAUGCCACUAGCGCCAUCGAAAGUGUUUUUCUCAUAUCAAAGAGCAAUUGUGCAUUUAUAAAUUACAAGACGGAGGCCGCCUGUGCUGCAGCACUGGCGAGAUUUAAUGACUCCAAGUUUCAAGGAGUGCGUCUUGUAUGUCGACUGCGUCGUGGAUUAAUCCCUGGGUCCAACCAGAAUACCCUGAGCUCCUCCACUCCAUAUACACCCAAAGGGGAAGAAAACCCCAAAACCCCAAUUGGGAAUGGUGAGCCACCGGGGACUCUCGAGACAAGAAACUUAGAGAAUAAGACUCCCGGUUCUUCGAGGGUACCCAAUCGAUAUUUUGUUGUGAAAAGCUUAACGAUGGAGGAUUUGGAAUUAAGUAGACAAAGCGGUAUCUGGGCAACUCAAAAUCACAACGAGGCCAACUUGAACCAGGCAUUCGAGACCGCGGAUAAUGUUUACCUGAUAUUUUCUGCGAACAAGUCUGGUGAAUAUUAUGGCUAUGCUCGGAUGCUGUCGCCGAUAAUAGAGGAUGAGGCGUUAGCGUUGGAGAUGCCACCGCGAUUGGACCCCGUUAUCACGGAGGAACUGAACGUCACCCAAACACAGGCAACAUCCACGGCCCCCAGUGGGCGAAUCAUAGAUGACUCGGCGCGGGGGACUAUAUUUUGGGAAGCCGAUUCGGAAGAGGAGGAUGAAGAGGAGGACGAUGAUGACAAGAGCGAAAAGAGCGUGGGCGAACCGGUUGAAGAAAGCACAGAGCCCGGUAGCCAGUCGAUCGGAAACCCUUUUCGGAUUCAGUGGCUCUCUACUGGGCGAGUGCCAUUCCAUCGUACUAGAGGCCUGCGCAAUCCUUGGAAUGCAAACCGAGAGGUCAAGAUUGCCCGGGAUGGGACCGAGAUUGAGCCUACAGCUGGGGCGAAGCUACUUCAACUCUUCCAGCCCCAACCAUCCGGGUUUCAAACGCCAUGA